AUGGACACGGAAGCAUUGGCUAACUAUUUGCUGCGGCAGCUAAGUCUAGAUGCGGACGAAAACAGACUAGAAGAUCUUCUUCAGCGGCAGAAUGUGGAUAAGGAGCCCAGCCAAGAAUAUAACAAGAAACUAUUAUUAGCAUGUGGGUUCCAGGCCAUUUUGAGGAAAAUUUUGUCGGAUGCUAGAGCAAAGGCAGCAGGAGAAGGCUUAAGGGAAGUCUAUCCUUAUCAUGUUGAAGCUGCAACAAGGGCUUUUUUGGAUAGUCAAUGA
Saccharomyces kudriavzevii IFO 1802 is the source of this 270-nucleotide messenger RNA. RefSeq names its product Wip1p (gene WIP1). Bases 1 to 270 code for a protein of 89 amino acids. The transcript has a single exon. The record is from RefSeq and is a predicted model, not a curated record. NCBI's taxonomy places the organism in Eukaryota, Fungi, Ascomycota, Saccharomycetes, Saccharomycetales, Saccharomycetaceae.